AAUUUCGUCCAUCUUUCGUUGGCCAACGACGGAGGAAAAGAAAAUGAAUCUACAAAUUCUACGAACCAAUAACCGAACGAUCCUCCAAGAACACUACAACCAUUCGAUUCGAUUGCCACUCCCAUUCCGUAUCCGGAUCCUGUCGUCCUGCCGGAGGUAUGAGCUCAGUCGAAAUAUCCGCCGAACCCCAGCCGCUUUCCUCCGCCAAUGCGCGGAAUCUGAUCGAUUCCGUUGAGGCCUUUCUCUUUGAUUGCGACGGUGUUAUAUGGAAGGGCGAUAAGUUGAUUGAUGGCGUCGCUGAUACGCUUGAAAUGCUUAGGUCUAAGGGGAAGAGGUUGGUUUUUGUCACUAACAAUUCGUCGAAAUCAAGAAAGCAAUAUGCAAAGAAGUUCCAUUCCCUUGGAAUUUCUGUUUCUGAGGAUGAAAUAUUUUCCUCCUCUUUUGCAGCUGCCAUGUUCUUGAAAGUCAAUAAUUUCUCCCCAGAAAAGAAGGUCUAUGUCAUAGGCGAAUCAGGUAUCAUAGAAGAACUUGAGCUUGCAGGAUUCACUGGAGUUGGUGGUCCAGAAGAUGCCAAAAAAACUGCAGAUCUCUACCUAGAUUGCUCAAUUGAGCAUGACAAGAGUGUUGGAGCAGUUGUGGUUGGAUUAGAUCGGCAUAUUAAUUAUUACAAGCUUCAGUAUGCUACAUUUUGCCUUCGUGAGAAUCCAGGAUGCCUCUUUAUUGCUACUAAUCGCGAUGCCACAGGGCAUUUAAAUGCAUCACAAGAAGUCCCUGGUGCCGGUUGCAUGGUCGGUGCAAUGUGUGCAUCAUCUGAGAAAGAACCCAUUGUGGUCGGGAAACCAUCAACAUUUAUGAUGGACUUUUUAUUGAAAAAAUUUGAAUUUGGUUGCUCUAAAAUGUGUAUGGUCGGUGAUAGACUGGACACAGACAUUCUCUUUGGCCAGAGCACUGGCUGCAAAACACUUCUUGUCUUUUCAGGGGUAACAACUCAAUCCAAUCUUCAAGAUCCCUCCAAUCAUAUUCAACCAGAUUUUUACACAUCCAAGAUGUCUGACUUGUUGGAAUUAUUGGGUCCAUGACGAAGAUUGUUCUUGCACUUGCACCAGAACUCCUGACUUAUUAGUAGAUCAGUCACAAUAAAGCCAUUACUUUUAACUGUUAGAUGCAGAGUCAAUUCAACUAUAUGUAUUUUGUCUAGAUUAUUACAAUUGUUGCCAUUGGAUCCCUUGAUGAUGGAUUUGUGGGGUUAGCCGAAUCUCAUUUUUUUCCCACGCACAUUGAAUAAAUUAUGAUGGGGUAUCAUUACAUUACUCUGUUUAAGUUCA
This is a messenger RNA of Cucumis melo (muskmelon), 1325 nucleotides long. Its product is annotated as phosphoglycolate phosphatase 2. The record is from RefSeq and is a predicted model, not a curated record. Gene Ontology annotation, molecular function: phosphatase activity. The transcript is spliced from 11 exons. Lineage: Eukaryota; Viridiplantae; Streptophyta; Magnoliopsida; Cucurbitales; Cucurbitaceae. Bases 159 to 1079 code for a protein of 306 amino acids.